AUGCCCAACCAGAACAAACCUACACCCCCGCUGGACGAAAUCGCACCUCAUAUCCUUCGCCUCUGGAAGGCCCGCCAGACCGAUCGGCAGAUUAUCCAGGAAUUGCAAAAACACAUCGACACGACUCGCUACGGUAUCGGGCUUACCACACUUUUGAAAGUUCGAAAGACGAUGGGUCUUCAACGUACCCGUCAACAGCAUCACACAGUCGAAACCAUUCGUGAUGCAAUGCUCGAUUUACGUGCUACAUAUCCGAAUGCUGGUGCACGUGAAAUGGUGAGUUUACUAUACCAUGAACGGGAAAUGAGUGUUGCUAGGAGGGUUGUGACAGAGUACUUUGCUUUGUAUGAACCGGAACUUGUUCGUCAGCGCAAGGCUUGUCGCCUUCGAAGGAGACGCUUCUGGGCAGCUGGCGUGAAUGAUUUAUUCGCAGUCGAUCAGCAUGACAAGUGGCUCAGAUUCGGUCUUGGGCUGCAUACUGGCAUUGAGCCUUUCUCUGGUCGUAUAAUGUGGAUUCGGGUCUGGCAUUCCAACCGAAAUCCGCAGCUCAUUCUGAGUUACUACCUUAACACAAUCGAGGCUCUCGGUCAUAUGCCAAUGGUCACUCAAAGUGAUCCGGGGUCCGAAAACUAUGGGAUUGCAAACGCGCAUACCAUGCUGCGACAGUAUCAUGACAAAGCUUUACAUGGUACGCUCCAGCAUCGUUGGAUGCGAACGAAGAAGAAUGUUAUGCCAGAGAUCGCAUGGUCUCAACUGCGCCGGCGGUUCACACCUGGAUUCGAGAAUCUUCUUGAUCAUGGCGUCAAUUCUGGUUGGUAUGAUUCAAAUAAUACCCUUCAAGUGAUGGUUUUCCGUUGGGUUUUCAUACCGUGGCUUCAGCAGGAGCUCGAUGCAUAUCAGGAUCGUAUUAACAAUACUGCCAAGCGGCACGACCGCAACAAAAUUCUUCCUCAUGGAGUACCCAAUCUUAUCUACCAUUCAGCUGAAGAUUUUGGAGCAUUGGAUUUCAAGAUUCAAAUCGAACCCGAGGCCCUAGACUUCGUCCGAAGUCUUUACAUCAAGCCCUCUCAUUGCGUGUUUGACCUGGUCCCAGAGGGUUUCGGCAAAUGCAUCCAGCAUUGCUACAAUGAUCUCGGUCGCCCAGUUAUCACACGACAAUCAGUCUGGGACACAUAUCGGCUUCUGCUAGAUGCCCUCCAGCUCGCUGACAAGUUACCAGGCGAAAUUCAGCUGCAGGAUGAUGAAGAUGAAGAUUUUGUUCCACUUUUAGAUGACUAUCAAGACUUACCUUCUCGCGAGGAUCCCAAUGGCGCCUAUUAUAUGGGUGGUGUGGGCAGAGGACUUGGCCUUGACACUGAACACUGUCGUCAACUAGAUGUUCUCUCACACAGUGAUGAGCCGGAUAUCACAACAGGGAUUGACGAAAGCUUGGUCGGUCUUGAUCACGCUGGUUUGGUGGUUUGGGAGUUCUCGGAUUGCGAAAGUGACGAUGAAAUGGUAGAUGGAUGGUGA
Messenger RNA from Suillus fuscotomentosus, 1512 nucleotides. RefSeq lists its product as uncharacterized. The record is from RefSeq and is a predicted model, not a curated record. Lineage: Eukaryota; Fungi; Basidiomycota; Agaricomycetes; Boletales; Suillaceae. The transcript is spliced from 9 exons. Bases 1 to 1512 code for a protein of 503 amino acids.